Molecule: messenger RNA, 1903 nt
Organism: Phycodurus eques (leafy seadragon)
Lineage: Eukaryota; Metazoa; Chordata; Actinopteri; Syngnathiformes; Syngnathidae
Product: dynein regulatory complex subunit 4-like
Exons: 11
Coding region: 133-1551 (472 amino acids)
Biological process (GO): flagellated sperm motility
Cellular component (GO): microtubule; Golgi apparatus; motile cilium
Molecular function (GO): small GTPase binding; microtubule binding
Source: RefSeq, a predicted model, not a curated record
GCUGUUGCUAUGACAGCGCUUGACUGUUUACAUGCCACUGAAGUUGAAUUUGUUCUCUUGUUGCCCCUGUUAAAAAAAAAAAAGCGUGUUGCGUCGUCGCUGGCACUUUGAGCGUCUUCGUAACUUUGGGCGAUGCCGACCAAAAUUGAAAGCGUGUCGAGGAGGACGAAGGCCGCCAAGGGGAAAGUGUCCGUAGGACUUGCGGACGCCCUUUCGACGGAAGACACGUCCAAGGAGCAGCUGGAGGAGCACAUCAUCCGCCUGCGAGAGGAGCUGGAGCGCGAGCGUGAGGAGCGGAGCUUCUUCCAACUGGAGCGGGACAAGAUCCAAAGCUUCUGGGAGGUGAGCAAGCGCCACCUGGAGGAGACCCAGGCGCAGCUCAGGAAGCGAAGCGGGGAGAAGGACGAGGCCGAGCGACGGCACCGCGUGGAGAUCAGCGUGUACAAGCAGAAGCUGAAGCACGUCCUGUCGGAGCGGCACGCGGCGGCGACCGACGAGAAGACGGACGGCGGCGCGGCGGCGCGGCUCGCGCGCGGACGCCACGCGGACGCCGAGGCGCGCCUGCGCGGGCGCGUCCAAAACGCGCAGGCCGACGCUCGCCAUCGCGAGUUCUGCGGCCGCCGGUGCAUCCGGGAGCUCGAACUGAAGCAUCAAGUGCAGCUGAUGGAGCUCAGCAACAACUACGACAAGAGAAUCUCAGAGGUGGAGGCCGAGUACGGCGAGAAGCUGGAGCAGAUGCGGCGUGCGGAGAGCGAGAAAACGUCGACGGCCAUCUUGGCGUUGCGAGACCAGAUGAGCGAGCGCCUCAAAUUGUUGACGGACGAGCAGCGCCAAAAGUUUCCAGCGGCCGAAGAAUUCUUCGGCGCCGUGCAAAGCAAACUCGGCCACGACGGCAAAAUCCUCAAGGAGGAGGCGUCCGUGGCGAGGAAGCGGCACGCACGCGUGAACGUCCACCUGAAGGAAGCCGAGCAGCACAACAAAAGUCUCGACGUUUCCCUGCAGGAGGCCGAGCGGAAGUUUCCGGACAUCCGCCGGCAGCUGGAGGGACACGGGCGGGCGCGCUCCCGACAGGCGGCCGGCAGCACCCGUGCGAAGAUGCUGGAGGAGCAGCUGGAGGACGUCGUCCUCGAACGAAACCUGCUCAUUGCCGCCUUUGCACAGGUGGAGGAGGAGCGUGACGCGCUGCUGAGGAAACAGACUGAGGUCCUGCUGGAGGUCCAGCGGAGGAGCGGUCUCAAGGAAAUUCUUCUGGACCGAAAGAUGGCGCAACUGACUCAGUCUGUGGACCGAAAGGAGGCACAGCUCCUCGCCGCCUCCGCCGCCAUCGGUCUACCGCCCCGCCGCGACGUCGCGGCCGCCGACAGACUACGGGAAACCCUGGAGGCCAAGAGGGACGCCAUCAGGACGCUACAGGAAGACCUGGACCAACAAUGUCAGGAGUACGCCACCUUGGUGGAGACGUGCCGCGAUGGUCUUCACGCGCUCGGCGUCCCGUCCUACGACUUCCCGCUCAGAGCCGCAGAGCUCGUCCUCAACACGCACACGCACUAACACACAUCCAUACACGCAGUCAGUAGUUUCCAGCUGGUGUGUAGGACAAAAAGCUGAAUCACGAUCACAAAAGUGAAGCGAUUUCGGUUACUUUUAGUUUUAUUUUCAUUUUUGAAUGAACUUUGAAGUGGCGGCCGCACGAGCGCUUCUCAGUCGAGCCGUCCGUAGGACUCCACGAGCUGCGUUUUGUGGCCAAUUUUAUUUUCCAUGUUAACGGGAAAUGUCAAACUAUUGCUCGAUUAAUAAAGCUAAUAAAAGAGGCAAAAGAGCAAAUAAGUUGACUUGAUUUACUGUCCAUGAAGAAUAUAAAACAAAGUUUACAUUCAUAUAUAUAAAAAAAAAAAAAAAAAAA